Fundulus heteroclitus (mummichog) is the source of this 1479-nucleotide messenger RNA. RefSeq names its product WW domain binding protein 1-like a (gene wbp1la). The record is from RefSeq and is a predicted model, not a curated record. The coding region runs from base 238 to 1008 and encodes 256 amino acids. The transcript is spliced from 4 exons. NCBI's taxonomy places the organism in Eukaryota, Metazoa, Chordata, Actinopteri, Cyprinodontiformes, Fundulidae.
UUUGUUGGGAGUUCCGGCGCAGGAAUGUUUUUAGCAUGUUCAUGGGCUGCGCUUGGAGGAGUAGCGUCAGAGUGAAAGAGAAAGAGCCAACUCACCGGGGACUCGGUGGAGGAGGAUUAUUAGGGACUUGUACUUGAUUUGCGUCAAUUCGUCGUAGUUUAACCCACUUAAUGUGCGAUCUUGUUAAUAUGUGACCGCUAGCUUCAGUGACGUUUUUUUUAUAUUUUCAUUUUUGAUAUGUCUUCGCCGAAGUUAAACGCUGGACUGGGAAAUUCAGCUACGUCAGCCACGGUAGUGGAGGCCGGGCUGCUCUGCCAGGGAGGGAACAACCUGACCUACGUUUGUCAAUCCGGCUACUGCUGCGGGGAGGCAGAGUGCUGCAGUAACUACUAUGAGUUGUGGUGGUUCUGGCUGGUGUGGGCUUUGAUUAUUAUCCUUACUGGCUUUUGUAUAUGUCAGCACUGGCGGGCCAAGCAGCGUUUCCAGCAGCAGCGCCGGCAGAAUGAGAUCAACCUCAUCGCCUACAGAGAGGUUCACAACAACUCUCAGUUACCCCUCUAUCUUAGACUUUUGCCUGUCUACCUCCUGCCGGCCUAUGAAGACGCAGUCAACCGACCAGAAACCCCCCCUCCUCCUUACACGCCUCUCCAGUUGGUGCCACCGUCCUCUGACCCUCCAGAGGAGGCCUUUAGCCACCACUCGGCUGUCUCCAUUCAACAUGAUGACGACGUAACGCUCGGGGGGACUCCAGAGACAGCGCAGAUCUAUUCCAGCAGUACCGUUGGCCCGAACAAGGAUUCAACCCCAGGCAGGUACCGGCGCUUCACUGGGGAUUCUGGGAUUGAAGUGUGCGACAGCCAGGACCACCUGUGGGAUCAGCCCGAGUUUUUUGACAGAGAAGAAAUGUUAGAAGAAGAGGGGGUGCGUGGAAUGGAAGAGCCAGGUGACCACCCUGACCCCCGCAGUGCACCUGCAGCUGAGGACGGCCAAACAAAGUCUCCUGGGUGAUGGUACUAAUGUUGUUUUUGGAAAGUUGUACCUUUAGUACUAAAACGUUUGCUCUCUCUGUGUAACAUGAUGCACUAGUCCUCACCACAUGACCAAAGAGGACGUCAGUGGGGGUGAGGUGACAGAUUGACUUCUCUUGGGGAGGUUGAUCAUGUAGCACUAGAUUUUCUAAGAUGCAAGAAACUACAGCGACAACUAAAGAAACAGUUGACUUUUAUUUCCAACCCAAAAUCUGAGCAUCUCCUGAGCGCCUGCUGUUUUAAGCUGAUUGGGAUUUACAGGGAUAAGUACUGAGACUCAGUAUGAACUGCUCCAAGUAAUGUUGUUGGUCCCUGGGCACUGUAUUUUAGAUUUUAUCUCAACAACCUUCUGUCUGAUUUGUAAUAAGACACUGGUCUGUGGUAUGCAAGUUGUGUUUAUUCAUAAAUGAUAUUUAAAAUGUAUUUUUAUCAUUUAAACGUAUUAGUUAAA